GAAGAUAUAAGAGGCUGUUCAUCAACAAUAAAACAACACAGUUUAAAGGUUCACCCAAAAUCUACAGAGACGACCAGCAGACAAGAUGAGGUUUCUGGUGCCGCUGUUUGUUUUCCUCGCUGUGGCAGCGUUUCACUCUGCUCUCUCAGCAUCUCUGGAAUCUGCAGAGAAAGAAGAGGCAGUGGCAAAGCACGAUGGGAUGACUAAACUGCAGGAAAUAGAUCAGAUGGAGUUUGAGGCCGCUCAGAAGAACGAGGCUGCUCAGAUGAAUGUCACAGAAGAACAGAAGGAGGGUAGCCGCUACCUUGAGUGGACUCAGGAUGGAUCUGUGGAGGAACGUGUCAAAGCUGAAGACAGCAACACAAAGGGGGGCGGAAACACAGACACUGCUGCAGCACGUGUGGAGUCCUCUGAGUCCUCCGAGGAAUCUGAAGGGAGAAAGAGACAGGAGCACCAUGAGAAAGUGUCAGAGCCUGUGAGCAGUUCUGAUGAAAGCACUCAGGAUUCAACCAAGGACCAAGAUGUACUGGAGUGAGAAAACGCAGCAGCAUGUUGAUACCAACGCUCCCUCAUCACCCGGUGUCUGAGCUGCACCGAGCUUACCGUCAAUAAAAGGGAACUAUUAAACCUA
Cheilinus undulatus (humphead wrasse) is the source of this 631-nucleotide messenger RNA. Its product is annotated as protein gar2-like. The record is from RefSeq and is a predicted model, not a curated record. NCBI's taxonomy places the organism in Eukaryota, Metazoa, Chordata, Actinopteri, Labriformes, Labridae. The coding region runs from base 86 to 535 and encodes 149 amino acids. The transcript is spliced from 13 exons.